Messenger RNA from Sinocyclocheilus grahami, 1206 nucleotides. RefSeq names its product cytochrome b5 reductase 2 (gene cyb5r2). Lineage: Eukaryota; Metazoa; Chordata; Actinopteri; Cypriniformes; Cyprinidae. Gene Ontology annotation, cellular component: mitochondrion. Gene Ontology annotation, molecular function: FAD binding; oxidoreductase activity. The record is from RefSeq and is a predicted model, not a curated record. The transcript is spliced from 9 exons. The coding region runs from base 123 to 1049 and encodes 308 amino acids.
AUCAACUGGCCUUAGUGCAAAGGUUGGAAUACAGCAAAGAAAUGAACCAUGAACAAAUUCUACCUCACAUACGCUGAACCCUGACCAUACCAACGGAUGCAGUACAGGAAAAAGACUGCAGCAUGGAUCAAGUUCUAACAGUACCUGUGCUAAUCGGGAUAUCUAUAGUGGUGAUCACGGUCCUCUUCCUCCUCCUAAAACCAGGAGGCUCCAAUGGAGGCCGAAAGCAGAGCAAGUUUCCCAAAACCUUGCAGGAUCCCAAUGUGAAAUAUCCAUUGCCACUCAUAGAAAAAGAGGAAAUCACUCAUGACACGAAAAAAUUCCGGUUUGGUCUUCCGUCCUCUUCUCACGUUCUUGGUCUCCCUCUUGGUCAGCAUGUUUACCUGUCUGCAAAGGUGAAUGGGAAUCUGGUUAUUCGUGCAUACACACCUGUGUCCAGCGAUGAGGACCAGGGAUACGUUGAUCUAGUUGUAAAGGUCUACUAUAAAAAUACUCAUCCAAACUAUCCCGAUGGAGGCAAGAUGUCUCAGUACUUGAAUGAUAUGAAGACUGGAGACACCAUUGACUUUAGGGGUCCAAAUGGAUUACUGGUAUACAAUGGAAAUGGGCAGUUUGCUAUUCGACCUGAUAAAAAAUCUGAACCCAAAGUGCGGAAGUUCAGACACGUGGGCAUGAUUGCUGGAGGAACAGGCAUCACUCCAAUGCUGCAGCUGAUCAGGAGUAUAACCGCAGAUCCUGCUGAUAACACCAAGUGCUCCCUUAUAUUUGCCAACCAGACUGAGAAGGACAUAUUGUUACGCAAAGAGCUGGAUGAAGUUCAUAGAAAUCACCCCGAUAAACUCAAUCUGUGGUGCACACUGGACAAGCCCUCUGAAGGGUGGAAAUACAGCAAAGGGUUUGUUGAUGCUGACAUGAUAAAAGACCAUCUCCCGCCUCCGGCCAGUGAUGUGCUCAUCGUGAUGUGUGGUCCACCCCCCAUGAUCCAGUACGCGUGUCUGCCAAACCUCGACAAGCUGGGCUACAAAAUAGAGAAUACUUUUGCAUACUAAUCUCCUGCCAAUGAUAUUGCACAAACAAAUUCUCUGAUAAUUUGUAAAAGGUGGUUUACAUCUUGUUAAACAUGUCAAAUUGUUGCCAGAUGUAGGUUUAAAAAUUGAUUUUUGUUAAACCCAUUUGGUUUUGUUUGUGGUAAAUUAUCUCAGGAAA